AUGAAGAGAACACCAUCAUUGCUUCAGAGGGUUAUGCGAUCUAUGGAAAAGAUUGCACCUCUGAGUUUAUCCGAAGCUGCAUGGGAUAAUACAGGGCUGUUGCUAGAGGCUCCAUUUCCUCGACCCAAUGCCAGCAAGGUUUUUUUAACCAUCGAUCUUACUCAGGAGGUGCUUGAAGAAGCAAUUCAAGACCCUGCAGUGGGUGUGAUUGUUGCAUACCAUCCUGCACUCUUCAAGCCGUUUAAGCGACUGUGUUUGAAUGAUGACAGACAGAGUAUUGCAUUGAAAUGUGCUGCGACAGGAAUAUCAAUCUAUUCUCCGCAUACGGCUCUGGAUAGUUGUGUUGGUGGAAUCAACGACUGGCUCUCGCGUGGUCUUGGUAAAGGUCGGACUGUUCCCAUCUCGGUCAAUGUGAAUCCUCCUCCAGGUCAGGAUGGGUGCGGUGUUGGUCGGCUACAUACUCUAGAUACUCCAGUCUCUCUCGAUGAAGUUGUUCGCAGAGUCAAGUCCCAUCUUAACCUGAACCAUCUUCGUCUGGCUCGUGCUGCUGACUACCGUACCGAUACAAAGCUUGUUUCUACUAUUGCAAUCUGUGCUGGAUCGGGAUUCUCGGUGCUAGAUGGUGUUACAGCCGAUGUGUAUUUUACAGGUGAAAUGUCGCACCAUGAGGUUUUGGGAGGUGUGUCCAAGGGCAUAAAUGUCAUUCUUUGCGAGCAUACAAAUACAGAACGUGGAUAUCUAUCACAAGUGCUGCAAGCCAGACUACUUUCUUUGCUAAAAGUAGAUCUUGGUUUAGAUGUCGAGGCAGAUGUUCAUAUUGAUGUAACUGUCAGCAAAUGUGAUCAAGAUCCUUUUGUAAUUGUCUAG
Molecule: messenger RNA, 867 nt
Organism: Batrachochytrium dendrobatidis JAM81
Lineage: Eukaryota; Fungi; Chytridiomycota; Chytridiomycetes; Rhizophydiales
Exons: 5
Coding region: 1-867 (288 amino acids)
Cellular component (GO): mitochondrion; cytoplasm
Source: RefSeq, a predicted model, not a curated record